AUGGGUAAAGAUUCUGACUCUUUUCAUAAGAAUGCUGUAAGGGCCUGUGACGACUUGAUGAAGCAACCCCAACAUAUACAGAAUGUUGUUGAAAAUUAUACUUCAAAACAAAUUGCAGACAACCGUCUUCGAGUCAAAACUUCAAUUGAAGCAGUUCAAUGGCUUGCAUUUCAAGGUUGUGCUUUUAGAGGUCAUGAUGAAAGUGUUGAUUCAAUCAAUCCUGGUAAUUUUGUGAAACUCUUAGAAUUGUUGGCUUCAUAUAAUGAAAAAGUUGCUGAAGAUAUAUUACAGAAUGCUCCAAGAAAUGCUUCUUACACGUCGCCAAAGAUUCAAAAACAAAUGUUACAAGCAUUUUCAGUAAGAGUAAAAAAGGCCAUUCGGGAAGAAAUUGAUAAUUCAAAAUUUUGCAUAAUUGUUGAUGAAGUUCAUGAUGAGUCAAAGAAAGAGCAAAUGGCUAUAGUAUUGAGAUUUGUUGACAAAGAUGGUUUUAUUCGGGAGCCUUUUUUUGGACUUGUUCAUGUAUCGGACACCAAGGCAUCGACAUUGCAAAAGGCAAUAUAUUCAGUCUUAUCAAAUCACAAUUUAGAUAUCCAAAAUAUUCGAGGCCAAGGACACGAUGGUGCAAGUAAUAUGGGAGGUGAGUGGAAUGGGCUACAAGCUUUGAUUUUGAAGGAUUGUCCGUAUGCUUACUAUGUUCAUUGUUUAGCACAUAGAUUGCAAUUGGCUUUAGUAGCAGCAUCGAGAGAAGUUAUUCCUAUCCAAAAGUUUUUUACUAAAUUGACUUUUAUUGUCAAUAUUCUCGGUGCUUCAUGCAAGCGUAACGAUGAAUUUCAAAGCGCUCAAGUAGAAGAGAUUGCAUAUUUGACUUCAAUUGAUGAACUUGAGACCGGAAGAGGACUUAACCAAAUUGGAACCUUGCAGUGUACUAGAGAUACUCGUUGGAGUUCGCACUUCAAAUCUAUUUCUAGUUUGAGACAAAGAUUUAGCCUAACUUGUCAGGUUCUUUUGAACAUAAUUGAGGAAGGGAAGCGUCCUCAAGCAGGAGAUGCAGAUUUAGCUUAUGAGUCAAUGACAUUGUAUCAAUUUGUCUUCAUCUUCAUGGAAGAAAUUAUGGAGAAUACUAAUGAACUUUGUCUAGCUUUGCAAAGUCAAUCUCAAGACAUUUUGAAUGCCAUGAGUCUUGUGUCCUCUACUAAAACAUUCAUUCAAAAGUUGAGAGAUGAUGGAUGGGAUACUUUAUUUGCUAAGGUAAAUUCUUUUUGUGAGGCACGUAACAUAGAUAUCCCAGAUAUGAAUGCUCGUUAUGUUGGAAGAGGAGGUCGAGCUCGUCACCAACAAGAUGAUUGGACAAUUCAACAUUAUUACCAGGUAGAUAUAUUUUAUGCUGUCAUAGAUUCUCAAUUGCAAGAAUUAAGUAAUCGGUUUAAUGAGCAUGCUGUAGAGCUACUUACUCUUAGUUCAGCUUUGGAUCCUAUUGAAAUAAGCAAGUGUUUUAAGAUUGAUGCCAUAUGUCAGUUGGUAGAAAAAUUCUAUCCACAUGACUUUGCAGAUCAUGAGAAGCUGCAACUCAAGAAACAUCUUGAAUUUUUUGAGUAUGAUGUGGUUAAAGAUCAAGAGUUCAAAAGUAUUUCAACUAUUUCUGAUUUAUCUCAGUGGUUAGUAAGAACUAAAAGAUCAACAAGGUAUCCGCUUGUUUAUAGAGUGAUUGUGCUUGUGAUUACUCUUCCAGUGUCUACAGCAACUACAGAGUGA
Molecule: messenger RNA, 1752 nt
Organism: Rosa chinensis
Lineage: Eukaryota; Viridiplantae; Streptophyta; Magnoliopsida; Rosales; Rosaceae
Product: zinc finger MYM-type protein 1
Exons: 1
Coding region: 1-1752 (583 amino acids)
Source: RefSeq, a predicted model, not a curated record